This is a messenger RNA of Eublepharis macularius, 7698 nucleotides long. RefSeq names its product laminin subunit beta-2-like. NCBI's taxonomy places the organism in Eukaryota, Metazoa, Chordata, Lepidosauria, Squamata, Eublepharidae. The transcript has 35 exons. The coding region runs from base 109 to 5637 and encodes 1842 amino acids. The record is from RefSeq and is a predicted model, not a curated record.
GCACAGGGAGUUGUGUGCAAGCUGUGUGUGCAGGCUGCAUGUCUGUCCAAAGUGGUUAGAGGUGCAGCAUUGUCAGCUGUGUGCAAGGCCCUGAAGAGCAACAGGAACAUGUACAGGUUGAAACUCCCCACGCUGCCAAUGGCAUUGCUACUUCCCUUGCUUCUUUGGGUUCAGGCAGCUAAUUCUCAAGGCCCGGAAGAACCUGACCUACUAUACCAUGGCUGCUCUGAGGGGAGCUGCUACCCAGCCACAGGGAACUUGCUUAUUGGAAGGACCCACAGCCUACAUGCUACAUCCACUUGUGGCUUGGAGGACCGCCAGGAAUACUGCAUCGUAAGCCAUCUGCAGGACUCUGAGAAAUGCUUCACUUGUGACUCACGUUCACCAUUCCUGCGCGAGAGCCACCGCAUUGACAAUGUCAUCUAUCUGAGUGGCCAGGAUGGCGAGCAGACCUGGUGGCAAUCUGAGAAUGGAGUGGAAGAGGUCAGCAUCCGCCUGGACCUGGAAGCUGAAUUCCAUUUCACUCACCUCAUAAUGAAGUUCAAGACAUUCCGCCCAGCAGCCAUGUUGAUCGAACGCUCUUCAGACUUUGGGCACAGCUGGAAGGUUUAUCGUUACUUUGCAUUCAAUUGCUCCAAGUUGUUCCCCGGAAUCCCCACUCAAGUUCCAAUACAUGUCAACCAGCCAGUGUGUGACCAGCGAUACUCUGAGAUUGAGCCCUCUAGCCAUGGCGAGGUGAUUUUCAAAGUGCUGGACCCAGCUGUGAAAGUAGAGGACCCUUAUAGCCGAGAAAUCCAAGAUCUGUUACGCGUCACUAACCUGCGGGUGAACUUCACUAAACUGCACACUCUGGGCGACAAUCUACUGGACUUCCGACAUCAGGUGUUGCAGAAAUACUACUAUGCAGUCUAUGAGAUGGUGUUGCGUGGGAGCUGCUUCUGCUAUGGACAUGCCUCGGAGUGUGCCCCCCUGGCCGGAGAGUCAAGUAGAGUUGAGGGCAUGAUCCAUGGGCGGUGUGUGUGCAAACAUCACACCAAGGGCCUCAACUGUGAGCUCUGCAAGGACUUCUACCAGGAGUUGCCAUGGAGACCGGCUGAGGCCUACGAUCCUCAUGCCUGCAGAGAGUGUAAUUGCAAUGAACACUCACACAAGUGUCACUUUGACAUGGCCGUGUACCUGGCCACAGGCAACACCAGCGGAGGAGUCUGCGAUGAGUGUCAACACAACACCAUGGGCCGCCACUGCCAGCUCUGCAAGCCCUUCUACUAUCGCAACCCUCUAGCUGAUAUCCGGGCCAGCACUGCUUGCAUUCCCUGUGAUUGUGACCCGGUGGGCUCUUUGGAUGGUGGUGUGUGUGACAGUCACACAGAUGCAAUGCUGGGCAUGAUUGCCGGGCAGUGCCGCUGCAAAGAGAAUGUCAAGGGAGCACGCUGUGACAGCUGCAAAGAAGCCUUUUAUGGACUGAGCCGCAAUGACCCUCAGGGAUGCCAGCCCUGCAGGUGUGACCCCCGUGGGAUCAUCUCAGGUAGCAACCCCUGCGACCACAUCAGUGGUGACUGCUACUGCAAGCGUUUUGUUACUGGGCGAUAUUGCAACCAGUGUUUGCCUGAAUACUGGGGGCUGAGCUAUGACAUGACUGGCUGCCGAAGCUGUGCUUGUGAUUUCGGAGGUGCCUACAGCAACAGGUGCUCCACAGAUGACGGGCAGUGCCCUUGUCGGGCCAACCUCAUGGGCCGUCAGUGCAAUGAAGUGCAGCCUGGUUUUUUCUGCAUGCCCCUGGACUACUAUAUGUAUGAAGCAGAGCAUGCCACAGGCCACCCACCAACACAUCACGGUCUGCCGGGUGCCUUGCGUCCUGAGGCUCCUGUAGAUUGUGUGGAAUAUUACAACGGGGUCCAGAAUGGGCGCAAAGUGAGGUUGCGACGCCAGCAUAGCACAACAAGACUCUUGCAGCAGAGAGCAGCACUCCGAAGAGCCCGGCAACUUCAACAAAAGCCUGAUGUGGAAGUUGUGCAGCGUGAACAUGCAGGUCAUAUGAUUACAUGGACUGGCCCAGGCUUUGCCCGUGUACGGGAUGGGGCUGGCUUAUCCUUCCAUAUUGACAACAUUCCCUACCCCAUGGAGUAUGACAUUCUGUUGCGCUAUGAGCCAGAGUCUACAGAGGAUUGGGAAGCUGUCAUUAGUGUCAGCUCACAAACUAUACCCAUGAGCCCACGCUGUGGCAAUGUGCUGCCUUCGGAGCAGAAAUACCGGGAGAGCCUGCUGCACAGUUCCAGAUACAUUCUUCUGCCACGACCUUUCUGCUUUGAGCCCAGGAACCACUAUGAGAUCAUUGUGCGCUUCCAGAGAGCAGGCGUAGCACAGCGGCACCCUGCAGCCUUCAUCCUCGUUGACUCGCUGGUUCUUUUGCCACGUGUGACUGAGCUGCCUGGUCUCCAGGGGAAUGAUCCAGCAGCAGUGGAGCGUCGAGAGGAACUAGAGCGCUACACCUGCCUAGAGGCAUUUCGUAUGGCCACCAUGCCUGACCUGGCUGAGAUGUGCGCUCGUUUGCUCUGCAGCAUCUCUGCCCUGAUGCACGAUGGGGCACUGCCCUGCCAAUGUGACCCACAAGGCUCCACCAGCAGUGUCUGCCAGAAACUGGGGGGACAGUGUCAGUGUAAACCCAAUGUGGUGGGUCGCCGCUGUGAGCAGUGUGCCCCAGGCACCUACGGAUUCGGGCCAUAUGGCUGCAGUCCCUGUGCCUGUUCCUCUGAAGGUUCUGUCUCCAAGAUCUGUGAACCAGUCAGUGGGCAGUGCCGGUGCCGGCAUGGGACUGUGGGACGUCAGUGUGACCAAUGCCCACCAGGACAGUGGGGCUUCCCAAGCUGCCGACCUUGUCACUGCAAUGGCCAUUCAGAAGAAUGUGACUCGCACACUGGCACCUGCCACCGGUGCCGUGAUCACACAGCUGGCCGACACUGUGAAAGGUGCUUGGAUGGUUACUACGGAGACCCAGUUUUGGGCUCGGGGCAACAAUGUCGUCCCUGCCCAUGUCCUGGAUAUCCCGGCUCUCGGCAUUAUCACGGCAUCUCCUGUCACACUGAUAGGGAGACCAACCAGAUAGUUUGCCUGUGUGCUCCAGGCUAUACAGGGCCCCGUUGUGACCGUUGCUCACCUGGCUACUUCGGAGCACCCGAGCAGGAGAACGGAGCCUGCCGCCCCUGUCAGUGCAACAACAACAUUGACACCAGUGACCCUGAGGCCUGUGACCCGCACACCGGUCAAUGCCUGCGUUGCCUCUACCAUACCGGAGGACCCCACUGUGCCGAAUGCCAGCGUGGUUACUACGGCAAUGCUUUUCAGCGUAACUGCCGACGAUGUACCUGUAACGAGCAGGGAACCCUGCUUUCCCACUGCUCUGAAGGUGUCUGCUAUUGUGACCGAAUGACAGGCAGCUGCCCCUGCCGUGCCAAUGUGGUAGACAGGAAUUGUGAUAAAUGCGCCACGAACUUCUGGGGCUUUGGCAGUGACCUGGGAUGCCAGCCAUGCAACUGUGACUCUGUCCAUUCAUUACGGUCAGACUGCAACUUGUUCACAGGACAGUGCCAUUGCCAGCCAGGCUUCGGAGGACGUGUUUGCUCUCACUGCCAAGAGAAUUACUGGGGUGAUCCAGAACAGGAGUGUCUAGCAUGUGAGUGUAACCCAACAGGAUCCGAGAGCCUGCAGUGUGACCGUCUCAGUGGACACUGCCAGUGCCGGCCUGGCUUCACGGGGCAGCGCUGUGACCAGUGCCAGAGGGGCUUCCGGCAGAAUUUCCCCCGUUGCUCUGCCUGCCAUCCUUGCUUUGGUCAGUGGGACAAAGUACUGGAGCAGCUCUGGGGGCAGCUGCGACGGCUUCAGGAGACAGUCGAAGCCCUAAAGGAAGGUGGCCCCAUACCUGAGGCCAGCAACAACCGCAUGCGAAACCUAGAAAGAAGCCUGGACCAAGUAGAACAGCUUCUUGGGGAUGGGAGUAGUCCAAGCACUUCUCUGCUGCACCACCUCAGCGCUCUCCUGGCACAGCUCAGGACAGACAUGGAUGAGCUAUGGCAACAGCUGCAGACCACUGAUGUGCACCUGGAUGGCACUGAGAAGGAUGCUGCAGGACAAAGGAGCCGCCUGAAUGCACUGAACCGUGAGCUGGGCAUGCUGAAUCGCACUGUCAAUCACCUCCGCAGCCAACUGGGGAGCAUAGCAGGUGCCAACUUCAAUGAGUCUCUUCGUAGCAUUGUGGAGUACUUCCAGAUGUCAGAGCAGGCACAGCAGCAAGCAGAGGCCUCGGUUCAAGGACCGCAGAGCCCUGUGGGCCAAGCCAAACAUACACAUCAGUCCACAGUUGAGCUGCUCAAGCGUAGGAAAGAUGUCUUUCGAAGGAAUGCAGCAGCUCACCGGAAGUUACUUCGUGACCUUAAGAAAAAGGUCAGCGGCCUCCACCUCCACAGGGUCAACCAGAAGAUCUGUGGUGGUUCCGGAGAAGAGGACUGUGAGCAAGCCCCCUGUGGAGGGGCCAACUGCAAGGACAGCUCAGGCCAGAGGCACUGUGGAGGCCCUGGCUGUACUGGAGCCCUACCUGUAUCCAUGAAAGCACUGAAUACAGCCCAGAACUUCUCUCACCAGCUGGAGACCACCACCAGGCAACUGGGCACCAUCGCUAGCAAGGUGCAAGAAAUCCAGAACCUGGCGCGAGAUACCAGGAACCGUGCCCAGGAGACUCUGGACCGAGCUCAGGUGGCACGGAGCCGCACAGAGAACUCAACAGCGAGGCUGAGGGAAUUCAUCCAGAGGAUAAAGGACUUCCUAGCAGAGGAAGGCGCUGAUCCAGAAAGCAUUGAGCUCGUGGCCCAGCAGGUACUGAACAUCUCCUUGCCCAUCAGCCCAAGUGAGGUUGGAAGCCUGCUUCAGGAGAUCCGGAACAGCAUCAGCCAGCUAGAUGGAGUGGAUGUUAUCUUGAACAACACUAUAGAUGACCUGAAGCGUGUCAGAGAUCUACUAGCAAAAGCAGAACUAGCCAAGGAGCAAGCACAGGGAGUACAGGGAACAAUCAGAGAUACACGUGCAGCACUGAAUGAUGCCAAGAACAAAGUGAGGACGGCAGAGAGAGCAAUGAACAGCACCAGGGAAGUUAUCCGAAAUGUGGAGGGCAGAGUUGCACAGGCUGAGCGCAAGCUCCAGGCACUGGUCAAAAAGGGGUCACAACUGGAAAGCCGCCUCAGAGAACUGGCACAGGAUGUGGCUGCCUUACAGGAGAAAUCCCAGACCAAUCAGCGGUUGGCCCAGCAAGCAAAGGGAAAAGCUGAACGUGCUACUGCUGUUGCAGGCAGGCUGGAAAAGGAGGUGGAGAAAGUGAUGCAAAAAUACCAAGAGUUGCAGAAGCAGCUGGAAAACCAGCCUGGGGGCAGUGACUCUUUGCAAAGGCUGAUGAACCUGAAGACGGAGGCACAGAAGCUCCUUGAGAAGGCCAGUGGCAGCAAGAGAAAGGUGGACGAGUUAGAGGAGCGCUUUGAGGCCAAUGAGAGAGAGAUGCAAGCAAAAGCAACAAAGCUGCAGAUGCUGGAGAGGAAGGUGAUGGAACUGCUGCAGUAUAUCCGGGAGAAAGCCACUGCCUAUGCUACCUGCUAGGACCAAAUGUUUCUGUCAUCAGUCCCUUGGGUCUGACUUCUGCCAGCUCCAGGCUGUGCCUUGGUAGGGCUCUUCUGUACAAGUCAGUGUCUGGCCUGCUUCUGAGGCUUUGUCUGUAGUUUCAGAGCCUUCAUGUAAAACCAGUUCAUUUCACCUUCCUAUGCACUGUGGGGCCCCUCCUCCUCCAAGCCCAUGCGUCUGCUGCCCCAACACAGACCCUAACCCAACCCGGCCAGCCCUCCUCCCCCACCUAUAUCCUUUAUCUUUUUUGUAGGUCUAAUAUUUGCCAGAUUUGGGCAAAAGAGGGGGGAGAUGAUCAGAUAAAGAGGGUGUGUCCGCUGACAUUUAAGAUCUAAUUAGCUGAACCUUUUGAAUUGCUGUGAUGCCAAUUCAGCUUUCAGUUUGUUAACAACUGGCAGCAAUCUGCCAUGGGUGUGGCAAGCAACAAAGGUGCCUAUUGGCUGGAAUCUGAGUUGUGAUGGGCAUGAUGGGUAGAAGGGCAAAGAGAUUUUUGUUGUCUUGGGCAUUAUGCAAAGCCGAAUCUGGACUAUGAUGUACCCUUGUAAUCCCUACUGCUAAUCUACUAACUUUAAUCAUGCCCGAUUUUGUAAGCCUAACAGUCAUCAGGCUGGAAAAUCAAACUACUGCUCGAUGUAGAAGGAUGUAGACAUUGCUACAAAUUGCUACAUCUGCUAGAAAUUCCAAUGGACUAGCCAUGUCCACUGCACCAGGAGGGCCUAACUGGGGCUGGGCCUUUCAGAACAGUUCUAGCAGCAAAAUCUCAUAUAGUUGCAGUUAUGUUGUGUCCAGUCCAUGUUCUAUCCCAGGCCUCAGGGUCCAGUAAUUAGAAAGGCAUAUAUGCCUAUGGGUAUCCUCCAGAGAGGUGGAAUAUGUCCAUCCUAACGCUUCAUGGAAUAACUCCCCUCAGGGCAGCCUCUUUCUUUCUUUCUUUGCCAAGGAAACAAAGCGCUUCCUAAGCCACCCAGGUCCUUUGGUCUAUGAUCUCAGACUGUGAAAAGGAUGAGUGGGUGCCAUAAAAACAACAUUCCAACUGUGCCAGCUGUUGCUGAAAAGUUGGCUGUGGCCUUCCAGUUGCCUUCUGUCUAUUUAGCCUCUGGGAAAUGAACAACUUUGAAUAGAAUCCUGGAUUCUUCUUAGGCUUGCAAUCCCACAGCUGCCCCAAUUGUUGGUAAAUAAUAAUUGAAGAUACAAACCUUACCUGAAAAGGGGCGGGGGGGGGGGGAGAGUGAGCAAAAGCCAUUCAGCAUCUUCUCUGAACCUCCACUAUUGAAAAGGGUCUCCUAUUCCACCCAAGAUUUGGAGAAUCUUCCUAUCUCAUUUCUCUCAUUUUUAUGGUCUUUAGACACUGGUAAUAGCAAUUAACACACAUUAGAUGGGUUUAUAAGAGAUAAUGUCUAUGAACAGCUGUUGAUCACAAUAGUUUAUUAUUGCCUUAACUGACCAGCAGAAAAAAAGUCUUCCUUCUCAACUGUAGCUCCAUCCAUAGCGUUUUUCCUUUCUUGCUGCGGCUGCCUUGUCCACUUACUUGCCUGGAGGAAGGCCACAGGCUGGUUGGCUUUUCCGAACUACCCCACAACAAGGAUCUUGCCCAGCUCUUUAUCCUAAUCUGACAGAGCCAUAUCUGCCUACCUUCUGUUUACAAGUGUCCACACAUUUUCCUCGAGACAAUCAAGUACCUGUCUACCCUCCUCCCCAAAAUGUAGUAUACAUUGAGUUGGAUCCAGCCAGCUUUUUCACUUAAUCUCACCCAGUUCCCCUCCUUAUAGGCCACUGACUCAUGUAGCUUUUAUUCAUGCAUGUUCCAUGAGGAGACUUCCUCGUCCCUUAUUCACCAGAUGAAAAGCUGGUUAAAUCCAACCCAUUCUUCCCAUCUUACAUGUGUGACAUCAUGUGCCUCUUUCAUCCCAUUGGUCCAGUGAACAUUUGGGAAGUGCCACCCCAGGAGAGUAGAUUCGGAUCCUACCACCAAUUAUUGCUUCUCAAUUGAUGUCUCAGGGUGGACCCCUCCCCCCUUGGUAAAAAUAAAGCCCUUGACUCUUC